Eruca vesicaria subsp. sativa (arugula) is the source of this 294-nucleotide messenger RNA. NCBI's taxonomy places the organism in Eukaryota, Viridiplantae, Streptophyta, Magnoliopsida, Brassicales, Brassicaceae. The record is from the annotation of a GenBank genome assembly.
AUGCUUCAUAAGAUUCUCUCUAAGGUAGUAGCAAACAAUCUCCGGGACUUUGGUAGUGCAAGAGUUUCAUUACCCGCCUUCAAUCAAAUUGGCAGAGAAGAAUACUUCUACAAAUCUGCAAAUCUUAUUCACUUCAAUGACUGGAUUGAUGAGGUUAAUGCUGUCAGAACAUACAUGCUUAAGUGCUACCAAGCCGGUAAUCCACAGGCCAUCUACAAGCGAGGACACGAUGGAAAUGCAAUCAUUGUUUCUGGCAAUGUGCAAUUUGGGAUUUCUACAAUGAUAUUCAUUUGA